UCCAUGAAACAGAUUUUACACAAACUAAGAGAGAGAGAGAGAGAGAGAGAGAGAGAUAAAAAUAAAGACAUGGAAGGAAUAGAGCAUAGGAUGGUUAGUGUUAAUGGCAUCUCCAUGCACAUAGCAGAGAAAGGACAAGGUCCAACGGUACUCUUCAUUCAUGGUUUCCCUGAACUCUGGUACUCCUGGCGCCACCAGAUUAAUGCCUUGAGCUCACUAGGAUACCAUGCUGUUGCACCAGACCUCCGCGGCUAUGGCGACACUGAUGCACCGACUUCUAUCACUAGCUACAGCUGCCUUCACAUCGUUGGCGACCUUGUUGCGCUGAUGGACACUCUUGGCGAAGAGAAAGUGUAUGUUGUAGCUCAGGACUGGGGAGCCAUCAUUGCAUGGUACUUGUGCUUGUUUAGGCCAGAAAGAGUGAAAGCAUUUGUGAGCCUUAGUGUACCAUUCAGGCCAAGACAUCCGAAGAUGAAGCCAGUUGACAGCAUGCGAACUUUGUUUGGUGAUGACUACUAUAUCUGCAGAUUUCAGAAACCAGGGGAAAUUGAAGCUGAGAUUGCUCAAAUUGGUACAGUAAAUGUAUUGAAGAACGUUCUGACAAAUCGCCAACCAGGACCACCUUGUAUUCCAAAAGGGAAAGCAUUCCAAACCAGUACCGACAGUUCAGUUACCUUACCCACAUGGCUUUUGGAGGAAGAUCUUAACUAUUAUGCUACCAAGUUUGGCCAUAAAGGGUUUACUGGGCCAUUGAACUACUACAGAGCUUUGGAUUUAAAUUGGGAGCUUACGGGGCCAUGGACAGGGACACAAGUAAGAGUUCCUGUGAAGUUCAUUGUGGGAGAUUUGGACAUGAUGUAUACUACACCAGGAGUGAAGGAAUAUGUGCAUAAUGGUGGAUUCAAGAAAGAUGUGCCAUUUUUGGAAGAAAUUGUCGUGAUGGAAGCAGUUGGUCAUUUCAUCAACCAAGAAAGAGCAGAGGAAGUUAGCAAUCACAUUUAUGACUUUAUCAACAAGUUCUAAGCUUCUUUUUAGUCUUUCCCUUCGCAUGCAAUUUUAAGCUUUUGAUUAAGUAGGAAUUUUAGCGUUUAUUUUGUGAAUUUUGAAAUCGUUCACCUUUUUCUGGUUUGCUAUUG
Molecule: messenger RNA, 1136 nt
Organism: Ziziphus jujuba (common jujube)
Lineage: Eukaryota; Viridiplantae; Streptophyta; Magnoliopsida; Rosales; Rhamnaceae
Exons: 3
Coding region: 4-1023 (339 amino acids)
Molecular function (GO): hydrolase activity
Source: RefSeq, a predicted model, not a curated record